AACACACGCUUGAGAAGCAUUUACACCUGGUAUCAUGGCUGGAUUGUGAAUAUAUAUAUAUAUAUCAUUUUAUUACUUCUUGUAGCUUGAAUGCAUUAUUAUGGUUUUCCAAAUAACAUGAGUUUACGAUGUAACUGCCCCUGAUUGGCUCAAAUAGAUUGACCCCUCCCUUACUUCCCCAACAUCAAGGAGAAUGUUGACAUUUUAAUGACAUUAAUCAAAGUAGUGAAUGCAGAGCUCAUCAAGGAAUAUCUCAAUUUGUAUUGUUUUAAUUGUGGUCGUCUUCUUAAACAGGAGAUGGAGCACAUGUGCAGCUGGAUGUAUUCCCAAAUCUACCCCUUACAGAGUUUGUUAUAUUUAGAAUAUUCUACAUUUCCUUUUCUAUCAGGAGCUGAAGCCGUUCUCUCUGAUAAGCCACGGCGCUCCAGUGAUUUUACUUUAUGUUGUUUUCUUCACAUGGUCAUUGAAUCAUAUCGACUGCAACGACUCAACUCCUCUAUAUAUAAGUUAUCAGAGCAGUCGACCCUCUGAAACAUCAUGGAGAUUAUGUAACGUCAUCAUAUGGUUGUGUAACUUCAUCCUCUUCAUCAAGGAGGUCUUCUCCUCCAGGAAGCACUCAGUGCACCUGAGAGGCCGAGCGCCAUCGACCCCUCUGCACACCGCACUCCUCUCUUGCUCUGUGACUCUGCACAACGCUCCUGAAUCCUGGAGGCGGAGCCUAGUUUGAUGCUUCGUGUCUUUGAGGGUUAAAGUAUAAAGUUAUUCAGUUUUUCCCUUUUUUUAGGUAAUAAUCUAAACAAUUAAUCCAUAAAUUAAUAAACCAUAUUUGGGACGUCUUCCAGAUGCUUAGUUCCACCUCCCUGCUCCUCUGUGAUUGGUGCAGAUCGAAUCGGGACAAUCAAUAAGUGAUCAAAGAUCCUCAAUAAUGUUCAGAUGCACCUCAUGGCUGUGAUUGUAGAAACACAAACGCAGGAUUUAUUCUUUGAGUUAUAUACGUAAAAAUAUUAUACAUAUUUAUGUUUAAUUAUUAGCUGACCCCCCCCCCUCCACACUGCUCUCUCUCCACCACCAUUACCUCAUCCCUCUCCUUAUCUCCUCCCCACGCUCCUUCCUUGCACCUCCUUCUGGUGACGCAAAAAGAGGAGGAUGAGGAUGAAGAGGAGUGUGCAGCAGCAGCGCUGUACGGAGCGCGAGCGCCAGAACCCGGAUGUCCUCGCGCUAUCGGUGUCAUUUCUUUCUGAAUCAUAUGUUCGGUGUAGAUGAGUCGAUCCUCCGGCACGAGACGCUGCUGCUCCGCUGAUCGAUCACACAGCUGGAAAGGAUCGAUCACCGGAAGUGAUUUGUAUCAGUUUAUUCGGUUUCAUUUCGUGAGACGUGGGGGGGGGGGGGGGGGGUGUUGAUUGAUUGAUUGACGCCGAUGAUUGAUUUGAUUGAUUGAUCGGGAGGGAUCGGCUCGGCUCCCGAUGAGACCGGAGCGGCUCUCCGGCGCCGGCCGGAGGCCAAGGGCGGGCCCGCGGCAGCGGCAGCGGCCGCCGCAGGGCUCGGGAGGGGUCGGGAGCAUCAUCAGCAACGUGCUGAGGAAACGGAACGGCAUCUCCCGGAGCGCGCCGAGGCUGCUCUGCACCCUGGAGCCAGGCGUGGACACGAGGCUGAAGUUCACCAUCGAGCCGUUGCUGGGGAAGAACGGCUUCCAGCAGUGGUACGACGCCCUGAAAGCCGUGGCCAGACUCCCCACUGGGAUCCCCAAGGAGUGGAGGAAGAGGGUCUGGCUCACGCUGGCGGACCAGUACCUCCACAGCAUCUCCAUCGACUGGGAGAAGACGCUUCGCUUCGCCUUCAACGAGCGGAGCAACCCGGACGACGACUCCCUCGGCAUCCAGAUCGUCAAGGACCUGCACAGGACGGGCUGCAGUUCCUACAGCGGCCAGGAGGGGGAGCAGGACCGGGUGGUGCUGAAGCGGGUGCUGCUGGCCUACGCCCGCUGGAACAAGAGCGUCGGCUACUGCCAAGGAUUCAACGUGCUGGCUGCUCUGAUCCUGGAGGUGACGGAGGGACACGAGAGCGACGCACUUAAGGUGAUGAUCUACCUCAUCGACAAAGUGCUGCCUGAGAGUUACUUUGCCAACAACCUGCAAGCUUUGUCAGUGGACAUGGCCGUGUUCAGAGACCUGCUGCGCCUCAAGCUGCCCAGACUCUCUCAGCACCUCCACCAGCUCCAGAAAGCUGCCAACAAAGAGGCCAGAGGACUCGCCCCGCCUCUCCUCCCAGGCAGCUACGAGCCGCCGCUGACCAACGUGUUCACGAUGCAGUGGUUCCUCACCAUGUUCGCCACCUGCCUGCCGGCGGCCACCGUGCUGAAGAUCUGGGACUCGGUGUUCUUCGAGGGCUCCGAGGUUCUGUUCCGGGUCGCCAUCGCCAUCUGGGAGCGGCUGGGAGAGAGGAUCGAGUACUGCCACACGGCGGACGAGUUCUACAGCACGAUGGGUUGUCUGUCCCGGGAGAUGCUAGAGCACAGCCUGGUGGACCCCCCGGAGCUCAUGCAGGAGGUUUACUGCAUGGCCGUGUUUCCUUUCCCUCAACUGGCGGAGCUGAGGGAGAAGUACACCUACAACAUCACGCCGUUCCCCACCGCCGUCAAACCCAGCGGGAGUCCCAGUGGCGUUGCCGGCAGCUGGGAGAGCGACGAGGACGCCGACAUGGACGACGAGGACUCGGUGGUGACGGCUCUGGGCUGCCUGGGCCCCCUGGGGGGCCUCCUGGCCCCGGAGCUGCAGAGGUACCACAGACACAUCAAAGACCAACGAGGAGAGCAGGGCAACAUCGGAGAGCUGAGCCCGGGAGCGGUGGGAGGAGGAGGAGGAGUGAGAGGCGGGGGAGGAGGAGGAGCCAGGGCGGAGCAUCAAGCGGCGAUCAACAGCAUGAUGAUGGAGAGGAUGAGCACCGACAUCUACGCCCUGAAGAAGCAGUACACGCGCAUCAAGAGGAGGCAGCAGCAGCAGGCCAUGCAGCUCUACAUCCGCACAGGAGCUGUACCUGAAGUGGCCACUAACACCGGGGUUCUGCAGGAGCAUCUCGACAAACACGGCGACAGUACCGACCCGCUCACUGACGAUAAAUGUCCCGCCACCCGCAUCCUGCCCUCCCAACUCAACCCCUCCAGCUCCGUGAUCAACCACCUCCUCCUGGGCCGGAGACCCCGCGCAGAACCCCCCCCAGGGGGCGCCAACCCCACAUCCACAUCCACGGCCACGCUACCGGGGUCCAGACCGGCGCCCCUCCCCCCGGGUCAGGAGGCGGGGUCGCCAUGGCGAUCUCACGUCCGGGUUCACCGGAAGAACAUAGCCAGAGCCCGGGCGGAGCUGGGCUUCGGAGAUUCAGGGGAGAGAGAAGGGGAUGAGGAGGAGGAAGGAGGAGGGAUGAGGAGGUAUGAGGGUGAAGAGGAGAGGAAGAUUGAGGAGGAGCAGGAAGAGGGGAGUGACUCCUUUAAGUCUCCGUCUCCUGAUUGGUCGGUGGGCGAAGAGGCUCCGCCGGUGGAGACGACGGACGUUUCAGAGGUGGAGGUGCAACUGGACUCUCUGGAUCUAGAGGAGGAGAACCCGGAGUCCAAACCGGCAGCCCGAGUCCCUCUUCUCCCCCCUCCUCUUCCUCCUCCGGCGUCCUCAGACGGACACAAGGAGUCCGAUUCCUCGGGAUCAGAAAGAAGCUCCGCCUCCGACAGACACUUCCCCUCCAUCGCUUCACCUCCACCUCACCGCUCCUCAUCGUCCCCUACGUCGGUUUCUCCCGGUCCGGCCCCUUCCCCCUCUCCCACGUUGGUUUCUCCCGGUCCGGCCCCCUCCCCCUCUCCCACGUUGGUUUCUCCCGGUCCGUCCUGCUCCUCCUCCCCUUCGGCUGGCGGCUUCUCCCCUCUCGCGUCCUCCAGCUUCUACAAAACCUCGUCCCCCUCCACGCCGUCGCUCUCCUCCGCCUGCUCCUCGUCCCGCCUCUCCUCCUCGCCGUCCACCCCGGUGUUCUCCCCGUUCCCCAGCGUGAAGCAGCCCCGGAGGUCGGCGGCGGCGAGGAACCUCGGCCUCUACGGCCCGACGGCCCGGACGCCCUCCGUCCACUUCCCUCAGAUCAGCCGCAGCCUCAACCGCAGCAGCGCCACCGGGAGCCCGACCUGAGGCCUCGCCCCCGCCGGGGCUCCAGGAGGAGGACCCUCAUCUUCCUCAGCGUAGACGUGAAGUGGAUCAAAGGGAACUGGACUCUACUCGACUCUACUGGACUCAUGUGGCAACACGGUGAAGUUCUUUUCUCUUCUCCUCACACAAUAAAUAAAGUAUUAAAAACACAAAAAACAAGAACCUGAAGAAUUGAUGUAAAUGAAGAAGAAUUAAAAAAAAAGUGUUUGUCCCCAAAAAUC
Messenger RNA from Pseudoliparis swirei, 4402 nucleotides. It is a transcript of the gene tbc1d30, whose product is annotated as TBC1 domain family, member 30. The record is from RefSeq and is a predicted model, not a curated record. The transcript is spliced from 14 exons. Bases 1464 to 4163 code for a protein of 899 amino acids. NCBI's taxonomy places the organism in Eukaryota, Metazoa, Chordata, Actinopteri, Perciformes, Liparidae. Gene Ontology annotation, cellular component: endoplasmic reticulum.